Yamadazyma jaroonii is the source of this 1200-nucleotide messenger RNA. Lineage: Eukaryota; Fungi; Ascomycota; Pichiomycetes; Serinales; Debaryomycetaceae. The record is from the annotation of a GenBank genome assembly.
AUGUCAUCUCAUGAUGAAUACUCAUCAGAUGAUGAGUCUAUAAUCGAAGGCAGUAAUACACAGCUUGGAUUCGUAGAUGUUCCAAUAGACGAAGAAGUUACCAUUGAAGAUACUAUACUUGGAGGUGAACCAGUUUGGCUUCACCCACAAUCAUUUCCUGAUGAGAAAUUAAUUACAUGUAAGAAUUGUGGUAAUAAGAUGGCUUUAUAUUUACAAGCUUUCUCACCUUUCGGAGAUGAAUUUCAUGAUAGAGUGAUUUAUAUUUUUGGUUGUUUGAAUACUAAAACCUGUUCUUAUAAAGAUGGAAGUAUUAGAUGUAUCAGAGGAAUAUCUAAAGAUCCUAUAAAGAUGGAAGAAUUGGAGAAAGAACAACAAAGAGAGAUCCAAAACGAAUUAGAUCAAAAAUUACAAUUGGAAAACAAAAAGAAAUUAAGAGAUGAAUUAACUAAAGAUUUAUUUGGUAGUGGAAAAGCUGAUAAUCCUUUUAGUAAAAAUACUGAUAAUCCAUUCUCUAAUCCUUUUGCCAGUCCUUUCAAAUCAGAACCUAAACAGCCUGAAGUUAAAGCUGAAACUAAAACUUAUGCUUCAGUAACUGCUGAAACUAUCCCUCCAGUCACCAAAAAAGAAAUUGUCAAGUAUGAAUUACCCUCAUAUCCAGGAUAUUUCGUAUUUGUAGAAAAAGAAAAGUUCAAAAAACAAGGUUUGGACCCCGAAUUAGAGAAAUACAAGGAUUUAAUCGAUAAUAAUUCCAUCAAUGAAGAAGAUGUAGGACCUUCAUCAAAAGUUAAUCUUAAUCCACAACAAAGCAAAAUCGCUAAUAUGUUAGAUGAUAAGUUUUUUGAAACUUUCUCAAAUACUGUACAAUAUAAUCCUGGCCAAGUGUUAAGAUUUGAUCUUGGUGGUAAACCUUUAUUGUAUAAUGGGAAAGACAAAGUAGCUAAAGCAUUCACAACCUCGCCAUUCAAUAUUCCUGCACCUGCUAUAAACCCUUCUUCAUCUAGACAAUUUGAACUUCAAUUAAUGCCUAAAACCAUUAUUGAUUUGGAAAGAGAUGAAAUUAAUAUCAUGGAUGGUAUGUCUUGGGGAACUAUAAUUGUUUGUACUGAUGUUGAAGAUUACGUUCCACCAGAAUACUUUGAUGAAAAUCAUGUGGCUUAUGUUGAAGAAUAUUGUGGGGUUCAAUGGGAAGAGUCUGUGUAG